This is a messenger RNA of Rubroshorea leprosula, 1778 nucleotides long. The record is from the annotation of a GenBank genome assembly. NCBI's taxonomy places the organism in Eukaryota, Viridiplantae, Streptophyta, Magnoliopsida, Malvales, Dipterocarpaceae.
GCCUAAAACUCCUCCAGGCUCCAGCUCCCCUUGGUUGCUCCACUCUCUCAGAGGACAAUGGCGAUAGAUCUGGUUUCCCUCUCUUCUUCUUCUUCUUCUUCUUCCUCGCAUUACAGCCCUCAUCUUCCCAAUCAUAAGCUGCUCCUUGAUCCUUUUCUCGUCACAAGAAUAGAACAUGGUUGGUACUGGCCGUUGAAAAUGAUUUCUCAUUAUCAAUGUUAGUGUGGCGGGUACAGAUGUGAAAUGCAAACGGGGGAAGUUACUUGCAGACAUGGCAGACCCUGGUGAUGAAGUACUCAUUGCAAGGGGUGGUCAAGGAUGGGUUAGAAAUUGACAUUUUAAACCCAAAGAAAGAAAUAUAAUUUGCUCUAUUUUAUAAGCAUGAACCUACAUGCCUAUCUCAAUCUGUAUUUCACAAUUUGAUUUGCUUUAUUUUGCUGGCUAGAUAAAAUUUGCUUGAUUUGGUGGCAGAUUAAUUAGUUUGUUAGAGAUGCCAGAAUGCAGAAAAGGUUGCUGACUUUAACCACAAAUGUGAUUAGUCAUGAUAGUGAUAAGUGCAUAACAGCAGAAGCUUAGAGUGAGUGUCAGAUUAAUAACACUUAUAACAUUAACCAUUUUGUUUGUUUCUCAAAGAUCUGUGAUGAAUAUCCCUUCAACAGUGAAAGGAAAAUUAGGGUAAAGAACAUAGAAUUCCUGUUCUGCAGAAAUAUGAUUCUGAUGCAAUGAAGGAUAAACCUGCUUAGGCGUGGGAUUCCUAAAUCAUUUUCUUGCAUAAGGCAUCAACUAGGCUUUCAUUUUUAACUGAAGAAAGUUUAACUAUUGGAGGUGACAAAGCACCUGUUGAGUUACAAAUGAGUUAUGAAGUUGCAGUUAAUUCAUUGUCCACUGAAGUCGGCAAGGCAUAUAUAUCAUCUUCAGAGAUAUCUCAUGAAGAGAAGGAUAAAAUAAUCGAGGACUAUCCUAGGCCUGCUGCUGUUGAAACAUUAUCUUGCAAAUCUUGGCUCGUCAUGUUUUCUUUCUCAUAACUGUAUACUUGCAACCAAAGCCAAUCAAAACUAUUCUUCAAUGUUGUUUUUAACACCUAGACAUAGCCUAUAGGAUGCUUUCGUAAAUUUACCUUUCUUCCAUUUUCAUGCCUCAAAGAAGGAGGGCACCUUUUCAGUAAAUGAAAUAUUUUUUGGUAGGAUGCAUUGUCUAGUAUAAAUUACGUUAGCUAUAUAGACUACCCGGCUAACUUGUUCACUCAUUCACAAGUAUGCAAUUACAGUUGAAUUUCUGUGCGACAGAUCCGCUGGUACUUUUCUCUGACUCCCAGAUGAAGACAGGAUCAAGGAGUGUUAUGGGUUUCUUGAUUUUAGCGGAUGUCUGAUGUCUUAAUUUCAUGUUUUCUUACUCAGGUAUCAAGGUUAUGAGGUUUAUGAACCAAGAGGUGAGUUGUAAAUGUGUUCGCAACCCCAAUGGCCAAUCUGAUCUGGCUUGGACACUAGUUAGCUUGCUAGAAUUUUUGCCUGGGACAAACUCGAGAAACAAUUUAUGCCUCCUUCUAUUGUGGAGUUACCUCAUUGGCUUCCUCAAGAUGCUUUGAUUAACAGAAACAACAUUGUUGCCCUUGCUUUCUUCAGCUUCCUGCACUCGAUCAGUGGAUCUAUAGAAUUUAAUGCUGUACACGUGUCAUAUGUUGACGCACAACCGAGUUGUAAGCUGAGUUCAUAUCCGUCUUGACCCGGAAAUAUUCACUGUACGUACUGAAGGAUCUUCCUCGGGAAACUUCUGGCAGC